AUGAAGUGGGUCGUCGAAUCGUCUCUGGCGGCUGUCACCCGGCAGAGCGGAAAAACGGCGACUUUGCGGCUCUCCGGUGGCUGUCACCCGACGGAGAGGAGCUGGAUGGAGGUGGGGCGCGUGUCAGGGAGCUUCAUCCUCAGGUCCGCACAGCAAGAGGAGGCUCUUCAUCGCAUCCGGUACGCUCUCAGGAGGUGGCGAUUCGUCUCCUGGCGGAUCGUCCUCUUCCCGACGACGGCUUGUUCGUCGAUCAAUCAGAGAUGAUUUACUCGAUGGAUUCGCGAUCCUUUUAUCGCAAAUCGUUCAGCAAUUUUAGUAGCAAUGCUCCGCGAAUCGCGUUGACGAGAUUUUCACCGAUGAUCCAGUGAUUCUGGUUGCUUAAUCCUUCACCAAUGAUAUGCAGGAAAGUCACAAUAAUCAGAUAAAAAUAUAUGAAUUUUGACUCUGGGAGGAUUCGAACCCGUGCCGGUUGUCCACCCCUUCUGAGGAAGGUGUGACGCAGGUUUAGUCCCACAUCGGUUGUGCGCCGAUUUUUCAGGCGAAUAUAUAGUAAUGUUAGCUUUCUUAGCAAAGUCCCUUCUCUCGCAUGUACGACCACUCCUUGCCCCACAAUCGGCUGGCCACCGAUGACAUGGAAGGGGAGUGGCGCACACGUGCCCCUAUCAGUCCAAGCCGCUCGAGCCCCUGCUCGCGGCUACUCCCCGACUGAGCUUCCGACCCGCUUGCGGGCCUGGCUGGCCGGCGGGUCCCCCCCAUUUUGUAAUAUUUUAGUUUUAUUUCUUUUUCUUUAUUUAUCUCAAAAGUAAGACUGUAAAAAUCAUAUAAAUUCGUAUAAAAUCACAUAAUUACCCAAAAAAUCACAUUAAUCAACUAAAAGCCACUUUUCACACUUUAACACAAAUAUAAGUCUAUUUAUCACGAGUUAAGGCUAAAACUAUAUUAUUUACUAAUUAUUAACUCAUGAUAAUGAAGACUUAUCAUCUCCCUCUUGUAUCACUCUCAAAAGCUGAAUACAACUCUCUACACUUCUUCCAAUAUAUGGCAUCUACGAGGAUUUGAAGACCAUUGUUGACACGAAGAAGAGAAAACCUUAGAAUUGCUAUUUGAAGAACAAAAGUACAUGAGGUUAUAUAUAAGAAGGGAAGAAAGAGAGAGAGGAGAAAUGAGUCUGGUGGGCCUAGUGGGUCUAGUGAGCCUAGUGGACCUAUUCUAAUAUUCUCCCUCAAGUUGGAGCAUCUAAGUCAAAUAUACUUAACUUGGUGCAUGUCGUGUCAUAAGAGAUCCCCCCAAAACUUUUGGUGAAGAUGUUUUCGAGCUAAUGAAAUGAGACAACAUGUGAAAUAGAGAUAACACCUGACAUUACUUUAUUUCUAAAUGUAAUGGUAGUCAAUCUUGAUGUGCUUUGUCUACUCAUAAACCGUAGGAUUUCUAGUAAUAAAGAUGGCGGCUUAAUUAUCAUAGUAUAUAGGUAUUGACGUAGGAGAUGAAAUACCAAGAUUUUUUAAGAGUGAACUUAGCCACAUCAUCUCUCACAUCAUGUUAGUCAUGACACGAUAUUCGAACUUAGCAUUGAAGUAAAGUACUAUCUUCUACUUCUUAGAACACCACGUGUGAUGUGACUCAGUCGUUUUAUAUUAAAUCACACAAAUAUAAAAUUUAUAAAACUAGAAAAUAUGAAUUUUUAGAUAUUUAGAAGUAUUUCUAAAUAAAUAUAUAAAUUAUAAUUCAAUAACAUUUUAAAAAAUAGCAGUAAUUUUCCAGGUCGAUUACAAGGAUGUAAUAUAAUAUUUGGUAAUUAUUCAAAAUUUUCCUUAAAGAAUACUAUUUUCUAUGAAUUUUAUACUAAGAAAUGAAAAGGAAGUAUAUUUAAAAUUUACGAAAAAAGGAAAUAAGGGUGCAGACACCAGGAUGACGUUAGUGCCCAGCAAACGCAAAUUGGGCAAAAAUAGAGUUCUGCCCGGCAAUUCUUACGUAAGCGAUUACAGAUGAUUUAAUUAAUCAAAUUAAGAUCUGUAAAAGCCGGAAGAAUCGUAAUUGAGUGAAGUAUAUUUUGGUAAAUUAAAAUCACACAAAUUAUCAUUAAAUGAAGCAUAAAGUAAGUUGAAAGUAGGAAAAUAGAGUUUCAGCGUCGCGACGGCAAUACGUCAGCGAUGCACUGGAAUCCUGAGCGUUCGGGAGGAUCGUCGUAUAGUGUCCAUGGCCUCAAAGGCUCUCUUUGGACAAGGAUGACGUGGGCAAUCUCUAGAUCUCUUUGCGAAGUCUAGAGAUCAAUGAAAUGGGUCGCCGAGUCGUCUCCGGCGGCUGUCACCUGGCGGAGCGGAAAAACGGCGACUUUGCGGCUCUCCGGCGGCUUUCACCUGACGAAGAGGAGCUGGAUGGAGGUGGGGCGCGUGUCAAAGAGCUUCAUCCUCAAGUCCGCGCAGCAAGAGGAGGCUCUUCAUCGCAUCUGGUAUGCCCUCAGGAGGUGGCGACUCGUCUCCCGACGGAUCAUCCUCUUCCUAACGAUGGCUUGUUCGUCGAUCAAUUGGAGAUGAUUUACUCGAUGGAUUCAUGAUCUUUUUAUCGCGAAUUGUUCAACAAUUUUAGUAGCAAUGCUCCGCAAAUCACGUUGACGAGAUUUUUGCCGAUGAUCCAGCGAUUCUCGUUGCUUAAUCCUUCACCAGCGAUUUGCAGGAAAGUCGCGAUAAUCAGAUAAAAAUAUAUGAAUUUUGACUCUAGGAGGAUUCGAACCCGCGCCGGUUGCCUGCCCUUCCUAGGGAAGGUGACGCAGGUUUAGUCCCACAUUGGUUGUGCACUAAUUUUUCAGGCGAAUAUAUAUACUAAUGUUUCAUUCCUAAGCAAGUCCUUUCUCUCACGUGUACGACCACUCCUUGCCCUAUAGCCAACUGGCCACUAGUGACGUGGAAGGGGAGUGGCACACAUGUGCCCCUAUCGGUCCAAGCCUGCUCGAGUCCCUACUCGCAGCUACUCCUCGAUUGA
Messenger RNA from Spirodela intermedia, 2979 nucleotides. NCBI's taxonomy places the organism in Eukaryota, Viridiplantae, Streptophyta, Magnoliopsida, Alismatales, Araceae. The record is from the annotation of a GenBank genome assembly.